Macrobrachium nipponense is the source of this 3045-nucleotide messenger RNA. Its product is annotated as transient receptor potential channel pyrexia-like. The transcript has 4 exons. Bases 170 to 2770 code for a protein of 866 amino acids. Gene Ontology annotation, cellular component: membrane. Gene Ontology annotation, molecular function: monoatomic ion channel activity; protein binding. The record is from RefSeq and is a predicted model, not a curated record. NCBI's taxonomy places the organism in Eukaryota, Metazoa, Arthropoda, Malacostraca, Decapoda, Palaemonidae. Gene Ontology annotation, biological process: monoatomic ion transport; transmembrane transport.
UAAUGUGACGCCAUCGAUAAGCGUUGCAUCGCUCUUUUAAAAGCCCCUGAAAUAGGAUUUUCUCGCAGUCAGAGGCUCGUUGUCCACCGGCAGAGUAGCUCGUCAUUCGUCAACCCUUGACUGGCGUGAUAAAGAACUGGAAGAUCCCUCGCAUCAGGAGCAUUUCAGAAUGAAACCGGUCAAGGAAAUCGAGAACGGCUCCUUCCAGGCCGAUGAAGAAAAGGAAGCCAUCGAACUGAAGCCAACGAUGAAGAAGGGAGAUGCCACUCGCCAGGAGAGCGUUCCCCUCCUGUUUACGGCAAUCAACGCCGGUAAUUUCGAGGGCGUGAGGCUCCACUUGGACCAAACAACGGAACACAUCAACAGUAUUUCUUACGGUGGGCUGACUCCUCUUCAUGCAGCCUGCCACAUGCAACAGCUCGACAUUUUGAAUUUGCUUAUCAAACGUGGUGCUAAGGUAGAAGCCUUAGACAGCCUUGGCAACUCAGCCUUGCACGUUGCAGUGAGGGAAGAUUGGUACGAAGGCGUGAAAGCUCUGCUGGAGCGAGGAGCAUCUCCCAGACAGGUGAGCGAUCCUCCACCCUACGUGAGCGGUCAGCUGAAGGAGACCCCACUUCACUCAGCAGUAAGGACUGGAAACUUGGCGACAAUCAAUCUCAUGCUUAAGUAUAAUCCAGAUCUGAGCAUCAGAGAUCGCAACAAUCAGACUGUCUUCCAUCUGGCUGCUGCCGUGAGAAACGUUCCAGUUCUGAAACAAUUGUUGAUGGAUGGCGAGAGUUCAAAAGUAUUAGAGGCAACGGCAGAAAAAUCGAGUAGCUUGUACCAUGCUGCUUUGCCAUCAAGUGCCAAAGUAGAUCAUGAAUUUCAGAUUCUAAAAGUGAUACAGUUAAUUUAUAAAUGUGUCAGUAGCGAUCUCAGCACCGCUAAUUUUCUUGGAGAAACUCCACUUUUCCUAGCCUGUCGGCUUGGUUUUCCCAAUGUGGUUAAAUUUUUUCUCGCCAAUGGAGCUGACCCAACACAAGUAACUCGAGAGGGAGAAAAUGUAUUGCAUGCUGCAUGUACCAGCGGUUGCUCAACAACGCUCCAAUAUUUGCUGGAUACAAGCAAAGUUUACCACUUGAUUCAAGAAACCGACGGCAAUGGAAAUAGGCCUUUUCAUUUAGCUAUAGAAAGCGCAUCUUUAGAAUGUUGUAAAAUACUUCUCUGCAAUGGUGAACACCUCACUUGUGUUGAUAACAAUGGUGUUACAAACUGUUCCAUCGUUUUAGAAAAACUUCCCUCUGCCAUGCAGCUCUUCAAAGAACUCUUUGAUGCAAAUGUGAAGCUAUCAAGGAAAUCGCAACAUGAUCCAGAUUUCAGUAUCACGUUCGAUUAUUCAGUGCUUUGUUCAGAGAAAGAUGAAAUGCAAAGUUCCAUUGCUUGUGAACUUGCUGGUACUCGUCUGGAGCCUUUAAUCAAACAUCCUCUUUUAGAAAGCUUCUUGUGUAUUAAAUGGAGUCGAAUUCGUAAUCUCUUUUACUUCAACGUGAUACAAUAUUUCCUUUACCUAAUGAUACACACAGUCUUCGUCCUUUUAACUUAUGGUAAGAUGGAACUGCGCUGGUCAGCUCACCAUGAAUGGUACUUGGCAUUCAAAUACAUUCACGUAGCCCUCAUCAUUUCCAUAUCCAUUCCCGCUAUCAUUAUGACUAUUGCCAAUUUCAAGAAAAUGAUGAUGCAGUGGGAAACAUACACAAGAAUGAUAGCAAUGACGACUUCAGCUUACGUGAUAUUCAUAACCACAGAACGACGUGUAAAACCUGUCACUACAGCAGCAGCAGCUGAAGAAUUGCCAGUCGAAGGAACAAGAGCUCUUGCAAGCAUAGCCAUCCUCUUUGUUUGGGUCGAACUCAUGAUGCUUCUAGGCCGGUUCCCAGCCCUUGGUACUUACAUCCUCAUGUUCACCAAAGUGUCUAAGUCACUGAUUAAAUUCAUCUUUUCCUUUUUGAGCUUAAUUCUUGGGUUUUCUAUGAGCUUCCACAUCCUGUUCCAGAAGAUGCCGGUGUUCGAUACUUAUUCACUCAGCUUUGCUAAGACAGUCAUGAUGAUGACUGGAGAAAUUGCUUAUAGUGAAUUUGUCAAUGAGAAAGGAAUGCCCUUCGAUAUAUUUUGCCUCAUAGUUAUGAGCCUUUUUGUAUUCUUAGUGACUGUAAUCAUGUCAAAUCUUCUCAUCGGUUUGGCAGUCAAUGACAUCCCACAUCUUAAGAGACUGGGAAAGAUUAAGCGGUUGGUGAAACAAGCAUCUUAUCUUGUGGCUUAUGAGAAGGUUCUUACUUUUGCAUACAAAUGGAACUUUUUCCCAAGCAGUCUGAGAGAACUUUUGUCUUCAAGAUCCUCGAUCCAGUCAGUCAUAACAGUCUCGCCCAAUAAAGAGGACAAGAAAGACAUGCAAAGUUAUUCCAUUAAAGAUGAAACGAUCAGGGAAGCUAUCUCCUUGGGCAGCAACAUCACAUCUGACGACUACCAGCCUAACUUGGAGGAGGAUGUUGGCAAACAGUUCAAGAGCUUUCAGUUGAGAUAUACAAACGACCGUCGCUCGCAGAAGACCAAGUUCGAAGAACUCUCCAUCGUGUGCAGUGAUCUCAAGAAGGAAGUGCUGCGCAUACAGGCGAAGAUUGACAGUCAGAUGACUCAGGUGUCCAAUCAACUAGAGAGAAACUUGCAACAAAAUCAGGAGAUUUUAGAGCAACUGUUACUGAAUCGACCUGUGGUGGAAACACAAGGGGACUGAAGCGUUAUCGGGUCAGGGAAGAUAUCGACUGUUAAGUGAGGUUUAUAAGAAAAACGGCGCUCAAUUUGCCUUAUUUCAAGAUACCGUUGAAAAGAAAACUCUCUAUACAACGAAUGAAUCAUCAAUGCAACCAUGUAGUAGUUAUAAGAGCUCGAUUACAUUCCUAUGCAUACACCCACCCACGCAUCAUUUGUUUACAUAUACUUCAGAUAACGAAGACACUGGAUACAUAUAUAAUACUAUUACCUCUCAUUAAAUGUAAUCUGUAAUAUCAA